This is a messenger RNA of Sinocyclocheilus grahami, 773 nucleotides long. Its product is annotated as ubiquitin conjugation factor E4 A-like. Gene Ontology annotation, biological process: ERAD pathway; ubiquitin-dependent protein catabolic process; protein polyubiquitination. The annotation marks the transcript as partial. Gene Ontology annotation, molecular function: ubiquitin-ubiquitin ligase activity. NCBI's taxonomy places the organism in Eukaryota, Metazoa, Chordata, Actinopteri, Cypriniformes, Cyprinidae. Gene Ontology annotation, cellular component: nucleus; cytoplasm; ubiquitin ligase complex. The record is from RefSeq and is a predicted model, not a curated record. The transcript is spliced from 4 exons.
AGAUAAAAGGUAUUUUUGUUCAUCCCUUUCUUGCUGAGAGGAUCAUCUCCAUGCUCAACUACUUUUUACAGCACCUGGUAGGCCCCAAGAUGGGCGCCCUAAAGGUGAAAGACUUCAGUGAAUUCGACUUCAAACCCCAGCAGCUAGUGUCGGACAUCUGUACUAUUUACCUAAACCUGGGAGAUGAAGAACAUUUCUGCGCCACUGUCCCAAAAGAUGGAAGGUCAUAUUCACCCACUCUGUUCUGCCAAACUGUCCGCGUACUCAAGAAAAUCAACAAGCCUGGCGACAUGAUUGUAUCUUUCAGUCUUUUAGCAGAUAAAAUUAAGUCACUUGCAGACAGGCAUCAGCAAGAAGAGGAGACCUACUCUGAUGCUCCGGAUGAAUUUCUGGAUCCCAUCAUGUCUACAUUGAUGCUUGAUCCGGUGCUGCUACCUUCUUCAAACGUCACAGUGGACCGUACAACAAUAGCACGACACUUACUAAGUGACCAGACAGACCCUUUCAACCGCAGUCCGCUCACCAUGGACCAGAUCAGGCCCAAUGAAGAGCUCAGGCAACAGAUCAUGAAGUGGCUUGCUGAUCAUAAGCAAAGCAACCAGCAAAUGGGACCCAGUGGUUAAACCACAUCACUCCCUUGAGUCCCUUCCCCCAGCACCCAGGCAUGCUCUGUAUGACUAAGCCAUUCAGAUGUUUCUGGCCUCUCUCUUACCGCUUUGAAACAAGAACAUUUAACCAUUCGGAGGAGCACGCCUGCAUUCAUGCUGUUAAUG